CUGGCUAAACAAGUGGAGUUGUCAGAGAGGCAAGUGGAACGCUGGUUAUGUCUCAGACGUUCACAGGAUAAACCUUCAACAUUAACAAAGUUUUGUGAGACAUGGUGUCAGUGCUUAUACUAUACAUUCUCAUUCUCAUAUGGUGUAUUCUGCUUAUGGGAAAAGCCAUGGUUAUGCGACAUUAACCAUAGUUGGUAUGGUUAUCCUCACCAGAUGCUGAUUGUGAAAAUUCUCAAUUCCACCUGUGAACUGUGGUUCAUCCGUAAAUAUCACCAAGGCAGUGGUGGAGAUAUUGACCAACACACAUUAUCAGAAGACAGAAGGGUGUGGAAAAAGGAAAUAAUUGUUCAUCUGAUAUCAUGCCCAUCCUCAUAAAAAUGUAAGAAUUUAAUACCUGAGGGUUUGCCUGCCACAGUAUAAAGUAUGGACGCCAUGUCCAGUCUGAUGUUCACACGUGGGAAGACUCGAAUGGUAGCAAACGUUACUAGUGGCUGCGUGUUUGAGUCGCUUCUUCAUUGAUGUAUGCUGGUAGCCAGGGUCCAUGAUUAGCCUACACUAAAUCGUGUAUUCCUGUUUAAGUUACUGGACUGUAACAGGGCUGGACUGGUGGGCAUGUAGUUGUAGCUAGUGUAGAACGUGUAGUUCUCACCAGUAUUGUGGUAUAAUGUAGUUGUGAGUACUGUAGUUCAGUAGUUUUAGUCAUUGCUGUGGUAUGCUGUAGUUAAUUGUAUAGUACUGCAUUAUGUUUGGAGAUGGUACAUGGAUGGUACUGGCCCUUGAGACUGGGUUACAUCCUGACAUCUUUAGAGAAAUUGGAUUUAGUGUAAGUCUGUCUGAGAACCUAGCUACCAGUGUACAUCAGCAAAGCAUAACCAUUGACACACACGUACUGGGACUGCUGCUUCAUUCCACAUUAUCCAUGUUAAAUGAAGCUGAUCAUGACCAAAUACAUGAUGAGAACACCUGAUCACCUAAUGUUCUCCAGGUUCAUCAGAAUGGAUGCAGACAUUUCUGUGAAGCACUGGUAAUCGAUCGCGCACUGACGUGGGGGUUUGUCCAAGGAGGCAUUUAGAUGGGUUGCAGGUGGGUUGGAAGUUGAACAUGUGAAUCGGUGGUUUUGUUGCCUUCUGCUCGAUGCAGUCUUUCUGAACCAGUGUGACAAGACAUUGAAUUGUUUGAUUUUAUGCAUUUAACGAAAUGUGGUAACAUUGAGUCUAGUAUCUCAUGGAUGUAUGCUGCUGUUUGUUAAAAUGUUUCUGUCUGGAUAUGCCUAUGCAUAUCUUGGUGCCCAAGUUUUAAUGACACUGAUAUGAAAGGUAAGUGAAAUACCAUGUAAUUCUUAUUUGGAGGUCAGUGUUUGCUGUAAGGAUGCAUGUACUAUUAUGUACCAUUUGGAUUGAAAUAAAGGCGUAAAGCCCAUCCCAGUUUUCACACUGUGUAUUUUGUAAUAGUUUCUGGACUUUUGUUGAUU
This is a messenger RNA of Cryptotermes secundus, 1471 nucleotides long. RefSeq names its product ceramide synthase 6. The transcript has 4 exons. The annotation marks the transcript as partial. Gene Ontology annotation, molecular function: sphingosine N-acyltransferase activity; DNA binding. The record is from RefSeq and is a predicted model, not a curated record. Gene Ontology annotation, biological process: ceramide biosynthetic process. NCBI's taxonomy places the organism in Eukaryota, Metazoa, Arthropoda, Insecta, Blattodea, Kalotermitidae.